AUGGAAACCCCCGCGAUCCCGAUGCCGCGCGAUGCCCGCGAGCUCGCCGUCCUGCAGCGCCUCACCGAGAUUCGCGAUCAGCUCCUCCUGCUCAAGCAGGACAGAACCACCUAUAUUCGCAGUCAAGAUAUCUUGCCCCUCUACGACCAGACCAUUGCGCAGGUCAAGGAACUCAUUGCCAGCCGCGCAGAGACCGGCGCCGCCGACGAGAAUAGAGUUGACAAGGUGCUUGAGGGCUGCUUCCAGCUCCUCUCGCUCUUCUACCUCACCAUCGGCCGCAACGAAGAGGCCCCUGCUACAUAUGCGCUUACGUCAACGAUCAAGAGACUACUCGAUCACCUCAUGGAGGCAAACUUGUACUCCGCCAAGGAUCUCGAGAGCCUUCAAGCGACACUGGAGCAGCUUUCUACAAACAUAAGCCGCUCGAGUAACCCCGACACUCCAGGGCCGCAGCACUCGCCAUACCUGUUGGAACUCUUGUCGAAGCGUGUCGAGCGAUGCACCGCGACGCUAGGCAAGCUGCAGAAGCGUUUGAACACUCUGGACGAGGCUUCACUCCCCACCUACGAAAAGCUGAUUUCUAUUCUUCGUUCCAUCUCGUAUGCAAAUACCAGAUCCAAGUUCUCCUCCACCGAAGUUCAGAAGCUGCAGAAGCAGUUGCAUGAGAUUGGCGAGAAAAACAACGGAGGAAAAUUCUGCGUCGCGGGUUCGGAAUCACCAGGAGCUGCCACUAUGCAGGAAGUUUAUGACAAGUGCUCUCGCUGGAAGGGAGACGUGCCUGAAUCCUUCCGCGAAACGUACCGCACCCUAGUCGGCAUCCGGAACGAGCUGGAGAAGCUCGCCCUCACACAGGCCUGGUCCCUCCGCGAGACGGAUCUUUAUGAUUUUCAGCGCAAGCUCGACAAGAUUGACGAGAGCCGGCAAAACGGCAAUUUCUUCGACCACAAGCAGCGCCCCGCUGAUCUGUGGACGCAGCGCACCAUGUUGUACCUGAUUCGGCGCAGCUACGCGUACAUUUACUCGUUUAUCCUGUCCUCGGAGCCGGUCUCGGAGGCGCUUCUGCCUAUUUACAACCAGCUGCAGACGCUCAAGCGCUGCCUGAUUGAGGUGAAGAACAAUGGCGGUGUUUCGUCUGUGCGGGAGCUGUAUCCGUAUAGCAUGAAGCUUGCCUCUUUGGAUAAUAUGCGCGUCGAUGGUAAAUUUGUCGUCAAUGGCGAUAUUCCCGAGGGCCAAAGCAGUGUGUCGGAGCUGCUCGCCGAGUGUUUUGAUUUGAACUAUGACUUGCGCGUAGCUGCCGACGAGGACAUUGCGAGCGGCGCGAAGCAAUGA
Molecule: messenger RNA, 1329 nt
Organism: Cordyceps militaris CM01
Lineage: Eukaryota; Fungi; Ascomycota; Sordariomycetes; Hypocreales; Cordycipitaceae
Exons: 5
Coding region: 1-1329 (442 amino acids)
Cellular component (GO): nucleus; cytoplasm
Source: RefSeq, a predicted model, not a curated record